Neltuma alba is the source of this 726-nucleotide messenger RNA. RefSeq lists its product as uncharacterized. The record is from RefSeq and is a predicted model, not a curated record. The transcript has a single exon. Lineage: Eukaryota; Viridiplantae; Streptophyta; Magnoliopsida; Fabales; Fabaceae. The coding region runs from base 1 to 726 and encodes 241 amino acids. Gene Ontology annotation, molecular function: nucleic acid binding. Gene Ontology annotation, biological process: DNA integration.
AUGCCACAGCAACCUAUUUUGUUUUGUGAGAUCUUCGACGCUUGGGGGGUAGAUUUUAUGGGCCCCUUUCCACCUUCCCACGGUUACACCUACAUUCUCCUAGCCGUAGACUACCUCUCUAGGUGGGUAGAAGCCAUUCCCACACGUAAAGAUGAUGCAUCUACAGUUUCCAAAUUUCUAAAGUCCACCAUCUUCAGUAGAUUUGGGGUACCUAAAGUGCUAAUCAGUGAUCAAGGAACCAACUUCUGCAACAAGUUACUCAAUAACUUGUUGGCAAAGUAUGGGGUUUCCCAUAGAGUGUCCACCCCUUAUCAUCCUCAAACCAAUGGUCUGGCUGAAGUAUCAAAUCGAGAGAUCAAAUGCAUCUUGGAACGGAUUGUUAAGCCCUCCAACAGAGAUUGGAGUUUACGACUAGAUGAUGCACUAUGGGCCUACCGCACCACCCACAAGACCCCAAUCAGUAUGUCUCCGUAUCAGAUCAUCUAUGGUAAGGCCUGUCACCUUCCGGUGGAGCUGGAGCAUCGAUCAUACUGGGCGGUAAAGAGCUAUAAUACCGAUUUGGAGGAGGCUGGCAUGAACCGAUUCCUUCAAAUUCAAGAACUUGAAGAAAUGCAGUUAGAAGCCUACAACAGCUCAGGCAUCUACAAGAAGAAAACCAAGCUUGUCCAUGAUGCCAACAUCUUAAGAAAGAAGUUCAAGGAGGGUGACAAGGUGUUGAGGUAUUAA